This is a messenger RNA of Trematomus bernacchii (emerald rockcod), 961 nucleotides long. RefSeq lists its product as uncharacterized. Gene Ontology annotation, biological process: cell surface receptor signaling pathway. The coding region runs from base 93 to 761 and encodes 222 amino acids. Lineage: Eukaryota; Metazoa; Chordata; Actinopteri; Perciformes; Nototheniidae. The record is from RefSeq and is a predicted model, not a curated record. The transcript is spliced from 4 exons. Gene Ontology annotation, molecular function: transmembrane signaling receptor activity.
CUUGAUAUGCUGCAGUUUCAAUCUUUCUAUUUACACAAAGUAGAAGAAUUUCUCAGAAACAGAGGAUCAGAUUAUCAGUGUUGGAUGUGAAGAUGGGACACACUUUGCUCUCUCUACUGGGGUUUUUCUUGCUGAAUUUACUUUACCGUGGACAAGCUCAAGAUGCUGUGCUGACCAUUGAGCCAAACUGGACAACUUUUUUUACCGGAGAGUCUGUUACCUUCAAGUGUGACAUUACAGGAGACAAAGACAGCGACUGGUCUUACUCAAUCCUCAAGGAUGGUCAAGAAUUUCUCUCUUUCGGCCAACAUGAGAGCUUUAAUCUACACCCUCUAGCUUCAGGCUACAGUGGUGAAUACCAAUGCUUUUUUCUGCUCGGGGGAUCAACAAAAAGAAGCAAUAAAAUCUAUCUAACUGUAUCAGACAGACCUAAGCCUGUCCUCACUGUGUCUCCAUCAUGGCCGAGUCCUGGAGCCUCAGUAACUCUGAACUGCAGGGUUGAUCAUCCUUCUGCUGGCUGGAGCUUCUACUGGUAUAAGGCUGUUCCCAAACUGUCAGACAACUCCUACAGCUAUGAGCUGCUACCUGGCAGCAACAAUGGGACUGAACAGGAUCUCUUCAUCAUUGAUGGACAAACACACACGGCAGGAUAUGUGUGCAGAGCAGGAAGAGGAGAUCCAGUGUAUUACAGUUGGUAUAGUGAACAUAAGUUUGUCUGGUCUGGAGGUCAGUAUGUUCUUCAUUUUUCUUUCUUUCUGUAGUUUGUACCACCAUUAGGCCAACCAAUGUCUUUAUCAGAGUUUGUCUGGUCUGGAGGCAUGUUGUUUUGACUUUUCCAUUAUUGCAAAAUGGAAUAAAGUGACUUAUUUUGGGAACUUUUCUUUUACACCAGCAUCAUGUCAUAGUUAAGUUUUCAAAACUAUUCUCUAAAACAGAAUGAUGAUCAAUCAAUUUAUUUAUA